AUGGGCGGCGGCGACGGGGCCGCAUUUAAGCGGCCGGGGGACGGCGCCCGCCUGCAGCGCGUCCUCGGGCUCGGCUCCCGCCGGGCGGCCCGCUCCCUGCCCUCCGGGGGCCCCGCACCACCCCCGCCGGGCCAUGCGAGCGCGGGCCCCGCCGCGAUGAGCUCGCACAUCGCCAAGAGCGAGUCCAAGACGUCGCUGCUCAAGGCGGCGGCGGCGAGCGGGGGCAGCCGGGCUCCCCGCCACGGCUCUGCACGGGACCCCGCGCUGCGUGGCCGCCGACUGACCGACGGUCCCUGCCCCAGCUCGCCGCCACCGUGCGGGGAUCCGAGCUCGCGGAGGCCCCUGUGCCGGCCCGUGCCGCGCGACGAGGGCGCGCGCGGGAGCCGGCGUGGGCUGCCCCAGGCGCACUGCAGGCCCCGGGAGACGCUGCCGCCAGCCCGCGGGAGCGAUGGGGAGGAACGGGGGUUGGCGCCGGCGCUCGGUCUACGGGGGUCCCUGCGAUCGCGGGGUCGCGGGGACCCGGCUCCCACCGGUGCCCCCGAGGCGGACCCGUUCCUCCACCGGCUGCACCCCAUGCUCAGCUCCGCCUUCGGUCAGGACAGAUCAUUACGACCGGAAGAGAUCGAAGAGCUCCGAGAGGCCUUCCGGGAAUUCGACAAGGAUAAGGACGGCUACAUCAACUGCCGGGACCUGGGGAACUGCAUGCGUACCAUGGGCUACAUGCCCACCGAGAUGGAACUCAUUGAACUGUCCCAGCAGAUCAACAUGAACUUGGGUGGCCAUGUGGAUUUUGAUGACUUUGUGGAACUAAUGGGACCUAAGCUCCUGGCGGAGACAGCGGAUAUGAUUGGUGUAAAGGAACUGAGAGAUGCCUUUCGGGAGUUUGACACCAAUGGUGAUGGGGAAAUAAGCACCAGUGAGCUUCGAGAGGCCAUGAGGAAGCUCCUGGGCCAUCAGGUGGGUCACCGAGACAUAGAGGAGAUUAUCCGAGAUGUGGACCUCAAUGGAGAUGGAAGAGUGGACUUUGAAGAGUUUGUCCGGAUGAUGUCCCGCUGAGGCCGCCAGGGCUUCUCCAGGACUGCCAACUCCCACAGGCGGGGGGGAAGAGCCGAGCUCGCCUCACCCCGCAGUAGAUGCCGAGAGCCCAGGAUGCAACUGGCGGAUGGGGCCUGCCUGCACCCCGGGGAGGUGCCCACCCCGGACCCCCACCCCUCCGCACUGUGAAAGACUCACAACUCCUGCAACUGGAAAAACGGGGGCGCCCGCCGGCGAGGAAGCCGCAGUGCCAAAGCCGGUAGAGGACAUGCAAGGCGCCAAGUGCCAUGUGCCCAGCCGCUGCUGGCUGGGUGGGCCAGGGAGCCCACCAGCAGACCCCACACAGCAUGUCUGCCCCGGGGCAGAGCCUUUCAGCGCCCUCCUGAGCUCUACGCCCAUCCGUCCCAGCUCGCCUAGCCCUUUGAUCUCAGAACCAA
Molecule: messenger RNA, 1472 nt
Organism: Peromyscus eremicus (cactus mouse)
Lineage: Eukaryota; Metazoa; Chordata; Mammalia; Rodentia; Cricetidae
Gene: Cabp1
Product: calcium binding protein 1
Exons: 6
Coding region: 1-1056 (351 amino acids)
Molecular function (GO): calcium ion binding
Source: RefSeq, a predicted model, not a curated record